UUGGUACAGUCCUGACCCUGCCCGUGGCUUUGACCGCUCCUUCCUUCGCCCCCUCUCCUAGGCCGGCGCGCGGCACGGAGCCGGACCUCUCCCCGGCGCCGACCGCGGCGAUGGCGCCGCCUGCAGGCGGGGGCGAGGAGGUGGGCGCAUCGCUAGAAGAGACGGCGGUGCUGGUGGAAGUGCGGGGCCUGGGACCCGAGUCUGGGCCGGGGCCGGGUCCCGGUCCCGAUGGACUGUGGCGGCUGCAGCUGAGCGCCGAGGCCUCAAGGCCGGGGCACUUCCGCCUGGUGCUCCAGGGCUCAGGGAGCCCUCCCGGGGAGGGCUUUCAGUGGUCUCUGGAAUCCGUGGCUUGCACCAGCCGUGGCCCUCGUGAGUUGGAGCUACAGCCGCCCCAGGAAGGGCCCGGGCCGGGUGUUCUGACGCUGUGCUUCCGCGACCCUCAAGAUGCCCAGCGCUGGAGUGCAGUGCUGGAGAAAGCCCGGGACCUUGGGGGCACAGCUGCUGCCAGCCCUGCUGCAGCCCCUGCCCCAGGCAUUCUGCCUCCUACUGUCUCCACACCCCCUCCAGCUUCUGAAGCCGAGACCCUGUGGAACCCCCAGGAUUUUUCUGAGAAAGAGGCACUGACCAACAGGCUGACCCAGGCCAUCUGUGGGGGUGAUGAGCAGGGAGCAGCUCAAGCAGCAGCUGCCCUUGCACAGAAGCAAGUGCCUCUCAACAUCCUGCUCCAGGAGAGCUGCUUCCCUCCAGGUCCUGUCAGGGUGCAGGUCACAGUGGAGGAUGCAGCAUCAUCAGCCCACAUCUCCCUCCGGGUUCAUCCUCACAGUACGAUAGCAGCCCUACAAGAACAGGUGUUCAAAGAAUAUGGUUUUCCACCCCGCGUGCAACGAUGGGUGAUAGGCCGAUGUUUGUGUGUGCCCGAAAGGAGCCUGGCGUCCUACGGGGUGCAGAGAGACGGAGACCCUGCCUUCCUCUAUCUCCUUUCUGGGCCCCCUGGGCCUCACGGUGCUCGUCCUCCAGCCCGGGGACUGGAUGUUGGCAAGAAGUCAAAUGGAGAGAUUGGCUCCCUCCUCUCCCAGCAACCAGGGCUUCCUCCAGCCUCCCGUCCAGCCCCCAACCCUUCUGGAUCUCUGCAAAUUGGCUGGUCUUGCCCUUCUUGCACCUUUAUCAAUGUUCCUGGGCGACCAGGCUGUGAGAUGUGCAGCACUGAACAACCAGCUUUCCAAAGCCCUCAGCCAGAGGCUCCUGCUCAACAGCUCCCAAAGAUUACAAGGCGGGGAGAGGACAUGGCCAUUCCCCCCAGCAUCUGGUCUCCAGAUACCUCCUUUCACAUGUUGAACGAAUUCUCCUGACCCAAUAAGAUCAAACCAAUGGACUAGAACUAAUUUAUAGGAGAGUAAAGUCUGACAGUAACUUAAACCCACUUAAACCUGGAUGGACAAGAUGAAAAUUGGACUGUAAUAAUAAAAAUAACCUAUCAUAUUUGGAGAAGACUGUAAAA
Molecule: messenger RNA, 1498 nt
Organism: Sarcophilus harrisii (Tasmanian devil)
Lineage: Eukaryota; Metazoa; Chordata; Mammalia; Dasyuromorphia; Dasyuridae
Gene: SHARPIN
Product: SHANK associated RH domain interactor
Exons: 9
Coding region: 111-1349 (412 amino acids)
Biological process (GO): proteasome-mediated ubiquitin-dependent protein catabolic process; positive regulation of canonical NF-kappaB signal transduction; protein linear polyubiquitination
Cellular component (GO): LUBAC complex
Molecular function (GO): ubiquitin binding; ubiquitin-protein transferase activity
Source: RefSeq, a predicted model, not a curated record